GUUAAACUCAUUAAUUAGCUAGCUAGAAUCUUCAAAGAUGCAUGUCUCUUGCUCUCUCUCUAUAUAUAUGGCACCCUUCACAAUAUAUUCUCACUUAUCAUAGAAAACCGAUAAGGGUUCGAUUUCCACUUUCUACAUUCAAGCAAUCCGAGGAAAAUCAAAGAGAGAAGAAAACAAAGAUAACUUAAUUAGCGAUGUUUCCAACAACCUCAAAAGCUACGUUUUUUAUUUUCAUGAUUCUAAUGCUGAAUGCUAUGCCACCAAUAAUCUUAGCAUGUGGUCCUUGCACGCAGCCGCAUCCAUCACCACCUCACCACCACUACCGCCCAAAACCCCCGCCACAUCACGGCGGAGGAGGAAAACACCCCUCGAAACCGCCGUCAUAUCCAUCACCACCAGUCAUCAUCAUCCCGCCUCCAGUGCAACCCCCUCCAGUAAUCAUAUACCCGCCGCCGCCGGCUCGAGCGACCUGUCCGAUCGACGCGCUGAAGCUAGGGCUGUGCUUGGACGUUGCCGGAGGGAUUGUGCAUGUGGGAAUAGGGAACCCGGUGGAGAAUAUUUGUUGUCCAGUGAUUCAAGGGUUGCUUGAUCUUGAAGCGGCGAUUUGUCUUUGCACCGUUAUUAGGAUUAAGCUUCUUAAUCUCAACAUAUUCAUACCUGUUGCUCUUCAGGUUCUUGCAACUUGUGGCAUGACUCCUCCUCCUGGUUUUGUUUGUCCACCUCUAAAAUAGUUAAUUAAUUAAUUAAUUAAGGACUAGCUAAUACUACUUUGUAGCUUAAUAAUUCCAUUUUCAUACUCUAUUAUAUAUAAAUUAUCAUCAAGGUCAUAUAUAUGUAUGUUUUAAGGUGUUUCAAUUUAAUUAAUUUUGCUGUGCUAUAUAUUAGGGUUUUUCUUAUGGGUUCAUGUAAUAACUAGUUAAUACUACCUCUUAUCUAUCAUAAAAGACUUAUGGAUGUGUAAUAUAUGUUGUUUAUUUUAAGCCC
This is a messenger RNA of Arachis ipaensis, 984 nucleotides long. RefSeq lists its product as uncharacterized. The record is from RefSeq and is a predicted model, not a curated record. NCBI's taxonomy places the organism in Eukaryota, Viridiplantae, Streptophyta, Magnoliopsida, Fabales, Fabaceae.